Molecule: messenger RNA, 2031 nt
Organism: Triplophysa dalaica
Lineage: Eukaryota; Metazoa; Chordata; Actinopteri; Cypriniformes; Nemacheilidae
Gene: dctd
Product: dCMP deaminase
Exons: 7
Coding region: 621-1199 (192 amino acids)
Biological process (GO): dTMP biosynthetic process; dUMP biosynthetic process
Cellular component (GO): cytoplasm
Molecular function (GO): dCMP deaminase activity; zinc ion binding
Source: RefSeq, a predicted model, not a curated record
UCGUCCAAAUUAUGAUGACUCAGAGAACGGACCACGCAAAAUUAGAAAAUCUUUAUUUGAUAAAAGACCUUCUGAGAGUUCUAGCAAAUUCGAGAUUAACAUUAUAAUGGAAAAUAUAAAAUUUGUUUUCCAAGAGGAGUUUUCUGUGUUAACAGUUUAAAAAACGCACUGAAGCAAUGCAUUCAAGUGUUUUUUGACCAAAGAGUAUCAUAGAAACAACUGGAAUAAAUAUGGUCAUGCGCAAUCUUAACGCAGAGAUGGUCCACUUCAAUACAACUCUCUAAAAGAAGGCGGAUUUUCAUUUUUUUCGCGGGAAGUUCUUCUGUGCAUGCUGGAUGUAUCUUUGCAGGUCACGCAGGUUUCCUUAAAAUAAUUGAUAAGCAUACUUUGAUUUUUCAGUUUAAGCGAUGGACCAAACGGAAAACAACACAUCACACCUCAACGGCUUUAGAUCAUCAACCCUCAGCAUUUCGACAUCACACAUAGACAACUGCUCUUGACAGCUGCUCAGAAAAGUACGAAUCGCUAGAAGGACUAGAAAAGAGAGAAUUGAGUCAGAUGGGUCCAUUAGAUGUUCCAACGUAAUUCCCUGUGACUGUGACUCAAACGCAGUCACUGAGAUGUGCCGCAAAAGAACACACAGUGAAGGUCCGAUAAAGAAGAGGCAGGACUAUCUGGAGUGGCCUGAAUAUUUCAUGGCUGUUGCGUUCUUAUCAGCACAGAGGAGCAAAGACCCUAAUUCUCAGGUCGGUGCCUGUAUCGUGAAUCAGGAGAAUAAAAUAGUGGGCAUUGGGUACAAUGGGAUGCCCAAUGGUUGCGAUGAUGACCUGCUCCCCUGGUCCCGGAGUGCUGAUAACAAGCUGGACACCAAAUACCCAUACGUGUGCCAUGCCGAGCUGAACGCCAUCAUGAAUAAGAACUCUGCUGAUGUUAAGGGCUGCACCAUGUACGUGGCGCUUUUCCCCUGUAAUGAGUGCGCCAAACUCAUUAUUCAAGCAGGUAUAAAGGAUGUGAUCUAUUUGUCAGACAAAUACCAUGACAGUCCAGAAAUGACUGCCUCCAGACGGCUGCUUAACCUGGCAGGAGUCGCAUACAAGCAGUUCGAGCCAAAGAAAAGCAGGAUUGUUAUAGAUUUUAGUUCGAUCAAUCACUCUGGAAUGAACAGUGUCAAUUGUCUAGAUGGGCUGCAGUCACCGUAGACGAAGAACAUGGACGACGACACUCAAAGCUGAAAACACACAAUUUUAUACUUAUAUGAAGUUUUAAUCUUCAAGGUUUCUAUGGGGGUGAUGUAUCAUUCACAAUGGACUAGUUGUUGUUUUAUGGGGUUUUUUAUAAACAAAAAACAUUCACAAACCCUCAUGUUAUUUUAAACCUGUAUCACAUUCUUUCUUUGCAAAGCACAAAGAAGUUUUGAAGAACAUUGGUUACCAUACAACAUUGGACCCAUACAUUACAUAGACACAAAAUAUCUUCUUUUGUGUUACAAAGGAGUUAAUGUGAUAUACAGGGUUUGAAAUGACAUGAGGGUUUGUGAAUGACAGAAUUGUUAUUUUUAGGUAUAUUAUCCCUUUAACUUUUUUGAUGUUUUGAAUGUAUUUUUUAUAUUGUAAUGUACAGAAUACAUAUUAUUCACUUCUUGAAUGGCAACAAGUCAGUAGUUGUCUUAUGGCUGGUUAAUAAGAUUGAUUUAGUGUUCAUGGGUGAGGUAAGAUGAGAAAAUCAAUCUGAAUCAUCAUUAUCGCUAAAUGUAACAUUUACAUACGAGGCCCGGUUAGGUGAUAUACUUAUACAGUUCAUCUCUGUUGCAGGACCUUUCCUCACUACACUUUUUGUAUAUGUUGUCAAUCAUUGAUUUAGAAUACACAUGUUGUCUGUGUUCAGUUUGAGAGAAAAAAUAUGUUAGAAUUUAGUUUUUAAUAGGAUUAAAAUGUCUUAAAUGUGCUAAAAUAUCCGUUUUAACAUUUUUUGGUUCUGUAUACAUUGCUAUAUUGAAAUCUAUGUCUCAAAAUAAAAAUAUAAACAACUAAA